Molecule: messenger RNA, 3104 nt
Organism: Chionomys nivalis (European snow vole)
Lineage: Eukaryota; Metazoa; Chordata; Mammalia; Rodentia; Cricetidae
Gene: Slc22a3
Product: solute carrier family 22 member 3
Exons: 11
Coding region: 38-1693 (551 amino acids)
Biological process (GO): transmembrane transport
Cellular component (GO): membrane
Molecular function (GO): transmembrane transporter activity
Source: RefSeq, a predicted model, not a curated record
GCGGCGGGCGGCAGGACGCGGGGUGGCGGGGCGCACCAUGCCCACGUUCGACCAGGCACUGAGGAAGGCGGGCGAGUUCGGGCGCUUCCAGCGGCGCGUGUUCCUGCUGCUGUGCCUGACCGGUGUCACCUUCGCUUUCCUCUUCGUCGGCGUGGUCUUCCUGGGCAGCCAGCCCGACUACUAUUGGUGUCGUGGGCCGCGUGCCACCGAGCUAGCCGAGCGCUGCUCUUGGAGCCCCGAGGAGGAGUGGAACCUCACCGCACCGGAGCUCCGCGCUCCGGUCGAACGCCGAGGCCAAGGCCACUGCCACCGCUACCUGCUGGAAGCCACCAAUGCCAGUCCGGAGCUCAGCUGCGACCCACUCUCUGCCUUCCCCAACCGCUCCGCGCCCCUGGUGCCCUGCAGCGGGGACUGGCACUAUGUGGAGAUCCACUCCACCAUCGUCAGCCAGUUUGACCUUGUCUGUGCCAAUGCCUGGAUGCUGGACCUCACCCAAGCCAUCCUGAACCUUGGCUUCCUGGCUGGGGCGUUCACCUUGGGCUAUGCAGCGGAUAGGUAUGGCAGGAUACUCAUUUACUUAAUAUCCUGUUUCGGUGUUGGCGUCACAGGGGUCGUGGUGGCAUUUGCACCAAAUUUUUCUGUGUUUGUCAUCUUCCGCUUCCUGCAAGGCGUGUUUGGAAAGGGGGCGUGGAUGACCUGCUUCGUGAUUGUGACAGAGAUAGUAGGUUCAAAACAGAGGAGGAUUGUGGGAAUCGUGAUCCAGAUGUUCUUCACACUUGGAAUAAUCCUCCUCCCUGGAAUUGCCUACUUUACCCCCAGCUGGCAGGGCAUCCAGCUCGCCAUCUCACUGCCCAGCUUCCUCUUCCUCCUUUAUUACUGGGUAGUUCCUGAAUCUCCCCGCUGGCUGAUCACCCGGAAGCAAGGGGAAAAAGCUUUGAAGAUCCUGAGACAUGUGGCUAAGUGCAACGGGAAAUACCUCUCACCAAAUUACUCGGAGAUCACUGUUACAGAUGAAGAAGUUAGUAACCCAUCCUUUCUAGACCUUGUGAGGACUCCCCAAAUGAGGAAGUGCACACUCAUUCUGAUGUUUGCUUGGUUCACAAGCGCCGUGGUGUAUCAAGGACUUGUCAUGCGCCUGGGAAUCGUCGGAGGCAACCUCUACAUUGACUUCUUCAUCUCGGGGCUUGUGGAGCUGCCUGCAGCCCUCUUGAUCCUUCUGACCAUCGAGCGUCUUGGACGACGCCUUCCUUUUGCAGCAAGCAAUAUAGUGGCUGGGGUGGCCUGCCUGGCCACUGCAUUCUUACCAGAAGGGAUACCAUGGCUAAGGACCACAGUUGCUACCCUGGGAAGACUCGGGAUAACCAUGGCCUUUGAAAUCGUUUAUUUGGUAAAUUCAGAGUUGUACCCGACAACAUUACGGAACUUUGGGGUUUCACUCUGCUCAGGCUUGUGUGACUUUGGGGGGAUCAUAGCUCCGUUUCUACUCUUCCGACUAGCAGCUGUGUGGCUAGAACUACCUCUGAUCAUCUUUGGCAUCCUGGCGUCUAUCUGUGGAGGCCUUGUGAUGCUUUUGCCUGAAACCAAGGGCAUCGCCUUGCCGGAGACAGUGGACGACGUGGAAAAGCUUGGCAGCUCACAGUUGCAUCAGUGUGGCAGGAAGAAGAAAACCCAGGUCUCUAGUUCUAAUGUCUGAGGCCCUACAUCGCCUGGAGGGCUGGAGCUGUGUGGGUACCACCCACAGCCAGGAGAAGCCGCCGAGCCUGCUGGGAAUAUGCCUGUGUGGUGUGCUUCAACUCCUCCUGGUGACACCUUUCCAAGGAACCUUAAAGUCAGAGCAUUUUGUAUGAUAUAGGACGGAGAAGGUUUGUCAUGCUACCCAAGCUUCUGGGAACACAUAAUCUUUGACCUGUCUUGCAAAGCGCCUAUAGGUACACAGAUUCUGUGUAGGCUUUCUUUUGUCGGGAGCACUGCUCUGACCCAUUGGGUUAAGGGGAGAUGGUUCUCAGGAUAGCCCCAUCCAGGAGGCAGGAUGAACAAACAAGGAUCGGCACGUGCACAGAAAUGUGCUUAGCGAUCCCAUCAAGACAGCAGUGAGCUGUGUUUCGAAGAGUCUGAGGACUGCUAUUUCUGCUUCCCCUGUGCUCCAAACACACGCCUUCACCGAGCCAACACAUCAGGUGUUGUGUCCCCGUGUCCCGUGUGGCCCCCCACCCCUUCUCUCUUCUACAGCCUCUGAGGUUCCAGGCCCCAGACUAAGCACAGUUCCCUAAGGACAAAUCACACAUCUACAACACAUUGUGAGAACCUGGCUGUAUUCGUAUACAGUCAUACUGGGGUCCUGAGACCCCCGAUAUUUUGUGUCCUCCUUCAGUUGACCCUUGUGAUCACAGACUCUUUACAGAGAAAGAAAAAAAACAUGGACUAUGACUUCUUGGGUCUUAGAAUUUGAAAAGGAAAAGAGUAAUCAUGUCCCUUUGGUGAGUUCAGUUCGGUGGUGCCUGUGGUUGGGAGUCGAAAGCACACACAGCCUGCCUUUGGGCCAUCUCAGCACUUUUGACUUGUCUUGGGGUGGGGAUUUAUUUUUCAUUUAAAGGGAAAGUCAACUAUAUCAACACUUAAGAGAAUUAGUAGCCGCUUCCUAAGUGACUUCGUAAAUGAGGGAUUGGACUUUUUGUUUUAAAUCAAGACUUUUCUGGUGUGAGGACUCAAAUGCAAACACCGUGUUCCACGAUCUGUGCUGUUCUUGAUUUAUUUUCAGACUCAGUAUGUAUCUUAGGCUGAUUUUUAUUUUACUUCAAAUUUACUUCAAAAUUAGCACUAAAAGAAAGCCUUACCCAUGUGGAAGAAAAAACUAGGUGUGUGGAGAAUAUAUGUGUUUCUCACACUAUGAAGAUGUGUGUAAUGGCAGUAAAACAAACGUAAUCCUUAAAGCACAUGAGAACCGAGUGUGAGUGUUGGGUCUUGCACCAGCCUUUUGGGUGUUCAAUGCGAGCACAGGCAUUCGUGCUGUGCUUUUCCUGCGUUUCAUUGCUGUAGCACGGCUCACGUCCACUUUACUAUUGCCUUUGGGUUGCAUUUGGAGUUGAUCGAUGUGUUUCAUUACA